Molecule: messenger RNA, 6067 nt
Organism: Dermacentor andersoni
Lineage: Eukaryota; Metazoa; Arthropoda; Arachnida; Ixodida; Ixodidae
Product: tubulin gamma-1 chain-like
Biological process (GO): microtubule nucleation; cytoplasmic microtubule organization
Cellular component (GO): gamma-tubulin complex; microtubule
Molecular function (GO): GTP binding
Source: RefSeq, a predicted model, not a curated record
AUGUUAUGAGCGUCCCCUUUGGAACGGGGCGGUGGCUUGCGCCACCAAGCUCUUGCUACUAUGCUGCUAUAGUGAGUGACAGCAGUCACUAUAGUGAGUGACAGCAGCGCCUACAUGCAUGGAGGCAGGAAGAAUGCCUGAAAAAAAUUUAAAAAAGGCACUAAAAUGUUAUUUUAAAAGAUACUUUUAAUAAUUUGAAUCAUCUAAAAAUAAAAAAGUACGUAAUAAAAGGUGAAAAUGCACAAGAUUUAGCGUUGUACAGCAAAAACAAAAAAAAAAGAAAGGAAACGCGCGGGACGCGCGGGUGGAAACAUCAGUUUUGGUUUCGAUGCGUCCAUGAGCAAAUGUUAACGCGACAUUAAUAUGCUUACAUCAUAGUCGCCUAAAUACUUCAUAACGCCACCAAUAUAGCUUUAUAAUUUUAUCAUAAAAAAUACUUACUUCAAACAGUAUGCUUUGAAGGCCUUGAAGAAUAGUAAAACGAGCAACACUAAAUUGAUGUCAGCGCCGAUCAGUGCCCCUUGACGUCAGUGCAGCAUGCAGCGAACCCAUCAAGUACAAGAGCGGCGUAGUCGUUGCUGGUACCUGUGUGUUGUGCGUCCGUUGUGUUGAAUUCUUUCGUCGAUUUCGCUGUGCUUCGGCGACCGCAGCCUGGUACACAAUGCCGCGGGAGAUGAUUAUGCUACAGCUCGGCCAAUGUGGCAAUCAAAUUGGCUUCGAAUUUUGGAAGAAGCUGUGUGCCGAGCACGGCAUCAACCCAGAGGGAGUACUAGAAAACUUCGCAACUGACGGCAUAGACAGAAAAGACGUCUUUUUUUACCAGGCCGACGAUCAGCAUUACAUUCCUCGUGCGGUGCUUCUAGACCUUGAACCACGAGUAAUCAACACGAUAAUGAAUUCACCGUAUGCCAAGCUGUACAACCAGGAGAACGUCUAUCUCUCGCAGUCUGGAGGAGGCGCCGGAAACAACUGGGCUGUCGGCUACUCGCAGGGCGAACGUCUCCAUGAGGACGUUUUUGACAUCAUUGAAAGAGAGGCUGAUGGCAGCGACUCUCUGGAAGGCUUCGUACUAUGCCACUCAAUUGCUGGCGGAACAGGAUCUGGAAUGGGCUCAUACAUUCUCGAACACCUCAACGACAGGUUCCCGAAGAAGUUGAUCCAGACAUAUUCAGUGUUCCCGAAUCAGGAUGAAAUGAGCGACGUGGUGGUCCAGCCAUACAACUCGAUGCUCACUCUAAAUAGGCUUACACAGAAUGCUGACUCAGUAGUUGUCCUCGACAAUGCCGCUCUCAACCAGAUUGCAGUUGACCGGCUGCAUAUUGAAAACCCAUCUUUUGCUCACAUCAACACACUGGUGUCAACAAUCAUGUCUGUGAGCACAACAACCCUUCGGUAUCCCAGCUACAUGAAUAACAACCUCAUCGGUCUGGUGGCGCCCCUGAUCCCAACACCAAAGCUUCACUUCCUGAUGACAGGCUACACACCUCUCACAACUGACCAUGAGGCACCCAGCGUGCGUAAGACGACUGUGCUUGACGUCAUGAGGCGGCUGCUGCAGCCGAAGAACAUGAUGGUUUCCAUCGGGCACGAUCGCUCGGCCAGCCAUUGCUACAUCAGCAUCCUCAACAUCAUCCAGGGCGAGGUGGAUCCGACACAGGUGCACAAGAGUUUGCAGAGGAUCCGGGAGCGCAAGCUGGUGCAGUUCAUCCCCUGGGGCCCCGCCAGCAUCCAGGUGGCACUGUCUCGGAAGUCGCCGUACGUCCAGACGCAGCACAGGGUCAGCGGGCUCAUGCUUGCCAACCACACAGGAAUCACCUCGCUGUUCCAGCGCACUUUGCAGCAGUUCGACAAGCUGCGCAAGCGAGAGGCCUUCCUGGAGCAGUUCCGCAAGGAGCCCAUGUUCCAGGACAGCCUGGACGAGCUGGAUGGCUCGCGCGACGUUGUCCAGGGCUUGGUUGACGAGUAUUUGGCAGCCACAAAAGCAGACUACCUCUCAUGGGUCUCGCGUCAGUCAACCGUGGCACCAAAGUGAAGUGGGAUUGUACUACUUAUUGUUUGAUAUUCCAUGUCCUGCUGCAAUUCUGAAUGCAAACUCCGAAGAUGUGGGAAAAAAAGAACUGUGUCACAAUGUUGCCCCGUUGCAGAAGGAACUGCGUUUCAGUGUGUGCUGCUCAAUUCCUUUAUAAUUACGUGUCCUUUGUACAUAGAUAAGAUACUGAACAUGCCCAGUCAUGUGCUUUUCGAGCAUUUGCUUGGUACCAAUGCAUCGCAAAUGCUUAGAACACUUAGUGAUCUGCAAAUGGCAUUACACAAUGUUAUUGAAUUGUGUUGCAAAGCUACUGUAAGUUAUUUUUGUGUGUGUCUGUGACAUUUCUCGUCACUGUUGACCUCAUAUUGGAGUUAGUUGUUGUGCUUGCAUGUUGAGCUGUGUUUGGAUGUCAGAGAAUCCAAGACAAAACAAAAAAAAUAACGAAGGAAGCAGGUUUUAUAAUAUGUGCCAAAGCUCCACAGCAGUGAUGCCUUUUCAGUAGGGGUGUGCAAAUAUUCGUAACUUUCGAAAUCGCAGAUCGAAUGGUAUUGUCCUAUAUAAUUCGGUCCUCAAAUUGAAUAAUACUUAUUUGCAAAUCCAAAUAUUUUUCUGAUGGUUCUCAAAUAUUUCAUGUCGUCAAUUUUACACGUCAAACAUGAACUAGAAGCAAAAAUUCAAUAACUAACUUUCCUUCCAUUCACAGUAGACAUAACUAUAGUGAACAAACUGCCGAGUUGUUCCUGAUGCUCCGUUUGCACGUUUAAUAAGGCAUGCUUUAUAAUCUUCACUGUAAUUACAGAAAUGUUCAAGUAUGAAAAGCAGGAUGUGUAAAAAUGUUUGAUAGUAAUGGUGAGAAGGCUGUACAGCACUCAAAAAGUAUUAUAAAAACAUUUUAUGUUCAAUUCACUUCUUAGACUAGUCAAUUCAAUUUGCUUCCGGUACUAUUCGAUUCGUAUUCAAUUCGUUCUCAAAAACUGCCAUUCACACACCCCUACUUUUCAGGAAACAUCUUGUGACAUGCACUUUGUUUCAUACUUAAUGUGCGUAAUGUUAAAGCGCAUAAACUUCAAGUUUGCAUUUAUGAAUGAAGUGCUUUCGAAUGAAGGUGUUUUAGUGUUUAGAUUGUUAUGUUUAUUAGGUGUGUUUAGGUGGAUUUGAGAUUACUAGUUCUGUCCGCCUGUGAAGUGCUGACAUCAAAUUUCGUUUUACACUUCAGAUGUAUAUAUUUGAAGCAUGGCUUUACUAGUGAUAUGUAAUAAAUGCACUUUAGUGGUUUGGAGUGUUGCAUUUCUUGGUUAUGGCUUGUUGAGGUGGAACCGAAAUUUAAAAAAAUUUGUUUGCUUUCAAAUACUAAAGCUGCCGACAUUGCCGGGCCCUUUUGCGCUUCUUUACACGACCUUGCUUACUGUGAGCAUUCUGUGCUAAAUAUUCUGGAAGAAGUCGUUACCCUGUAGGCUGCACCUCAACGGAAUGUUGCUGAAGUGGCAUACACAGGCUUUUGCUUAACUUAGUCCCGGCCUUAAACUUGUGCUUUUUUGUUAGUGUGCGUUAAUCACUGUGUGCAACCUCUUUUUGACUGUGUGAGGAGUCAAUUCAUGCAAACUUGCUAGAGAAAAACUGGCUGACCUUACAGUCAUUCUUUAAUAUGGCAUUUGUUGUCUUGCAUCUGCUAUGAGGAUUCAAUUCUCCAGUUUUGUGGGCUUUGUGCAUUUUUGCCACAUUGCACAGUAUUGUGCAUGUUCUUGAGGUACGUGGCAAGAAUUCAGGUGUGGUGACAUUUUCACCAGUAGAGAACAUUGUUGAGCAAGCACUCAAAUUUUUAUGACAAGUUAAUGAGGAAAAAAUUUCCAUCAUCACUCCACCAUGUGCAACACGUAUAUUAUUUUAUUAUAGUGUAUUGCUGCAUUUCUUUUUUAUUGCCAGAAAGGAUGUGUACUGAACUCUAGUUGCAUAGCACUCUGAGCCAUCACCCAAGCUGAUACUUGAGCUUACCAUCAUUUCUAUGCUGGUUGAAGUCCCGCUGAGAGAAACCACAUAGGCAGUAGCACCACAUUUCCUCCUAGGUAAGGUUUCGGUAACUCUCUAAGGUGUGUGGACUAGUAUUAAAGGGACACUAAAGUGAAAUAAUCAAUCAGUUUAGACUAAUGAAGCAUUGUUUCAGAACCCUGCAGGCAGUUAUUUAAAAAAAUAGUUUGAUUAUUGGAUGAGAAAAUGAAGGUCCAAGUAUCAGUAUUUAAAUUUCGCGCUGAAACUCCAGCGUCGGUACGUCAGCGUGAUGUCAGGGUUUCCAAAGUAUGUUUUCGCAUUCGGGCCGCAUUGGCUGAGUAAAGGUUCCCGAAACUUGCCAUGUUUAAUAUUUUGUUCCUUUAGAACACAAUGUAGUCAAUCUGUACCGCUAUAUAUAAUUAGUAGGCCCUAGAAGAUGCCAUAAAAAUCCAUGACGUCACAGCCACCAGGUGCGGGAACUUAAGUAGGCGUCGCCACCCGUAUUUCGUUCUUGUGCUUUUUCUGGCUUACCGAACGUCUUAUCGUUGUAAGAGUGGUGUUUUUGGUGUUGUAGAAAGGUAAUUUACUGAUGCAGAACAAAUCAUUUUUCACUUUAGUGUCCCUUUAAGCAUUUGCGGGACAGCUACAUAAAGGUCACAGGCAAUCUCAGCUGCCAGUGACAUCUUGUCAUUUCUUAGGUGUUUUUAAAUGCUGGAAAUAUCUAGGGUGUCAUGCAUAUUUGGAAACAUACUUCAUUGUAAGACACUGUCCUGAGUAGUGGGAUGGGAUAAUUUUUCUGUCAUUCACUUCAUCAUGUGUGAUUGGGUGAUGAAAUUUUCAAUCAUUGGAAACAACAAAGUUUUGAAUAGGAAUGGGACUAUAAGUAGUGAAAUUUUCCUUGCACUUCUGUUCUGUUGAGCAGUGCUUAUACAUGCCUCACCUCAUGUUCAUGAUUAUAGACACUUGUUUGCGCUGGUAACUUCAAUGAUAGCUUGCGCAAACAUUCACACAGCAUGGAAAUGCAUCUCUUAAAAACUAUUCUAGAUGGUUAGGUUAGGAAUGUGUACGGCUUGGUUUUCACACAUACUCUUCACAAUUCUGAAGAAAGUGUUUCAUUAAUAAAGAUGUUUUCAAAGAGUGCUUUUAUAUUUUGUAUGCUCCUGUGUACAUUUAGAUCUUUGGGUACGCACAAUGUACCGUUCUGAAUUUGAAGGUUACAGCUUGUUACCAGUGACUUAAAAGUUUCUCAAUCCAUGUUUCUUAGAUUAUUAGCCAGCCAUAAAUGGCAGUUCUUUUUCUGUCAGAAGACUGCUAACAGCAGUCCGCUGGUUUGAGCCACGCACAAUGCAUAAUUUUUAUCAUCUAAUUCACACUGUACAACAUUUUGUGUAGUGCAUUUUUAGAUAGCAGGCAUCGUAAAGGUGUAGAUUGACUUUCUCACGCUAGAUCCAGCCUCCACUUGUAAGUUAUGCUAUGUAACUAGGAGCACGAGCCAGAAAUGGCUCUCAUUGCUGUAGCUUUGCUCUCGUCCUAAUGUGAGGUUGACUUGAUGAAAAUUCUGCAACAGCCUAGAGGUUUUGUCUAUAUGGCACACAUGCUUAUUUUUUAAAGCCAUUGUGUGUCAUUUACAAGCAAAGCCAGCUUGAAGCAGAAAAAGAAGGAAGCAAACUAUUGUAGAUCUUAUUUCUUGCCCUUCUGCAUUUGCCAUAGUGAUUUUGUCACGAUUUGUUCAUACACUCGGUUUUGGGUCUAUGUAUGUUUAUAUGUUUAGAGACCACGUGAGGCAAGAAGCUGAACAAAGAUUUCAAGUAAAUAUGUAUGAAAAGUGUCACAUUUCAAGUGCUUCCUACAUUCACGUUUUGUUGUGGCCUGCCUGUGCAUGAAAAGUGUUGUUCCUGUUCGGUGCCUUCAAGGUAGAGUUGCAUUAGUCACCUGUACAGCUGUGAACUGACUAAUUUAUCAUUUCUUUGUGUACUACCUACUGCUAUGCAUUUGUCGUGCAUUUGGUUGUUUGAAUUGUCAUCCUGAAUAAAAUGACCUCAGCUAAAAGAA